This is a messenger RNA of Topomyia yanbarensis, 2708 nucleotides long. RefSeq lists its product as uncharacterized. Bases 164 to 2485 code for a protein of 773 amino acids. Gene Ontology annotation, molecular function: RNA polymerase II transcription regulatory region sequence-specific DNA binding; DNA-binding transcription factor activity, RNA polymerase II-specific. Gene Ontology annotation, biological process: regulation of transcription by RNA polymerase II. NCBI's taxonomy places the organism in Eukaryota, Metazoa, Arthropoda, Insecta, Diptera, Culicidae. Gene Ontology annotation, cellular component: nucleus. The record is from RefSeq and is a predicted model, not a curated record. The transcript is spliced from 3 exons.
GGAGCGAAGAAACAGCUUUUGUUUUUCGGUUGCAAUUUAAUCCAAGCAAACAAGUUUGUGUAGUGUCGUUUUCGAAAGGUGUUUUUUUUCCUGUUCGAGUAAACCGUCCCUGGUGGUUAAAAUUUGAAUUUAAAAUUGAAGUCGACACAGAACAACGAAAAUAAUGGACCGUUUGGCGAAGCUACGCCACCGCUCGUCGACGGGAUCAGGACCGCUGAACGUCAGCUCGACGUCGAUGGGGAAUGGAGUUGGUUAUGAAACGGCUAAUGACGACAGUCUGACUUCUGGAUGUUCAUUGUAUUUUUCCAUCAACGAAGGCAACGAAACGAAUGCUGCUGAAGAGCUACCGUUGGCGGAGAAGACGUUGAACUCGAAGGGCACAUCGGAUAAUACCAUUGAUAAAACGCUCGAGAACGAUUUUUCUGUGGAGGAAGUUAGUACCAUUCGUAAACCGAUGAUAGCACACGCAUCGCCGGCUACAGUUAAGAUCGCCAGCAAGAUGAAAGUCAAAUAUUUGGGCGUAGCCUCAACGCCGGCUCGUACGCUUAAAAAAGCGAAAGAAGCAAAAACUCCUGCAAGUGAGAAAGUAAAUCUCAGUGGCUUGGCGAGGUUGGAAGAAUCGGUCGAGACAAAAUCGUGCUCGAUGAUGGAAAAGAUGAGAGAACCGAAAGUUUCUGAAUGUUCUACGGAUGAUGGAGACGAGUCAAAGAUAGCGCUGGACAGCAGCGCCAUUCCUGUGCCCCCGGAAGGUAACAAAUCUUUUGGAGCAAAUGUGUUGGCCAACUUUUUUGCUACGUUGGAUGUAAACAAGUGUACACCGCUUCCGGACAUUAAAGUGAGCCAACCUGAGGAGGAGAAUCGGACUGACAAAACUCCGAGCAAGGGUCGUGACUCAAAUUCAUUGCAAAGCUUCUUUGAGUCGUUGAAGAAAAAUCCUAUCGAACAGGAAAAGGAAAAUAAACCGCUAUCAGACAAAAGGAAAAGCGUGCGUAAGUCACUGAUACCCACAAAGUCAGCUGAAGAACGUCCCAAAACAAGAAUUUCCCUUAUGUCAGCGACCAGCGAAAAUCGAGUAGCCUCGCCAAUCUCUAAGGCCUCUCGAAAGUCUAACCUGGUUAGAUUGAUUCCGGACAAACUGAAAGAGAUGCGCAAGGCGAAUCAAUCGGAUCUUGUCACAUUCCAGCGAAAACCUACUAUUCCACCACCGAAGGUGGCUGCGGUAACGAAAACAACCGAACCCACGAAACCGUUGGCAUUUCGGGAGGACAUCGUUGGCGAUUCGAUCAAAGUUACUGGAAACAGAAAGUCUACACUUCCACCGCCGAAACCUUUGCCUGGUGUUGCAUUGAAGCGAAAGACGAUGGUUCCGACAGUUGCCGCGUCUAGAAAAUCUGUUCUGCCGGCGAUCAACUCUCGCCGGUCGGUUGUACCGGCGGUAAAUUCAGUUCAAUCGAAGAUUAUUCCACUAAGGGUUCCAGCUAAAACAACAAUUACCAGCAGUGACACAUCCCUGAAAACUUCUCUUGGGAAAAGAUCCAGCACUCUUGCACCGAUCGAAGGAACUGAACCUGUGGCGAAACAGCGCAAAUCGCUUGCACCCGUUAAGGAAGCAAGUCCUCGAGUAUCUCCCCGGACUACGGCGGCUAAAGCUACAUCUCGAAUCCGUCCGCCAACGACGACCGGAACAUCGGUAGCCGCGUCGGGCUUUAAAAAGCCGGAAACAUUUGCAUGUGACAAGUGCCAGCGCUCGUUUCGGCUCAAAUCCUCACUGGAUAGUCAUCGGAAAUUAACGCAUCAAAAUGGCAGUUCGUCCGUUACUUCCAGCAACAAUAACAACAAGAGCAAUGACGGUUCUGCUUCCGACAAUCAGUGCCUUUUCUGUUCAAAAUAUUUCGCCAAUGCGAAAAUUCUCUCCAGUCACGUCAUUCACAACUGUCUCAAAGUUCCUCUGUUGGAAAAACGAAAAUUACUUGCUCAGCAGGAGGACCAACGUCGAGCUGCCAACGUUCGUUCUAUCGAACGUACGAAUACAUCUCGCACCGCACCUCUUCGUACCACAACCCGGUCAAAACUGGUUUCCGCUGGAAGCAGCAAUGCCAGCAAUCGGUCAGUUGAUGUACCGCUUUCGGAAACUGCAACUUCCAGCAGCUCUCCGGAUACCAGUUCAGCAUCUAUAUCUUCGCUGACGACCGGCAGCAAGAAACGUCAGCCUGCUAGCGGCAAACCACGAACCGUAGGUCACACGGGAAUAACUCGAACGCCGAAGAAGGAAAUCAAGUGCCAUCACUGCAGCCGAAAGUUUGUCAAUGCGGUCGAGUAUGCUUUGCAUGUACAGGCACACGCCAGGAACGGGCUGCAGCCGUUGAACAAUCCGCUUGAUGAGGAUCCGAAGGGAUCCUCGGAUGGUGAGGCUAUCCAGCGGCAUGAGGUGGCGAAUAUUGUGCAAAAGCUGGCGACCAUAAGGAACCGAUUUAACAGCAAGUAACGACGGACAGUGGGGGCUCGUUGGGCAGAAUUUAACGACGAAGCUGUCAGAUGUUCACAUAUUUAUUGUUUUAUAGAUACCCAGUGGUUUUGGCCGCAUCGUUAGUAGCUAUUGAAGCGAAUUUUCCUUUCCGAUGAUUUCUAAUUUGAUAUUCCUUAUUAAUUCGUAGUCAAAUUUGAAGACGAACAAAUUUUAAUAAUAAAUACUAAUUUUUUCUUGAGAA